This is a messenger RNA of Venustampulla echinocandica, 1677 nucleotides long. RefSeq lists its product as uncharacterized. Gene Ontology annotation, cellular component: plasma membrane. The transcript has 5 exons. The coding region runs from base 1 to 1677 and encodes 558 amino acids. The record is from RefSeq and is a predicted model, not a curated record. Gene Ontology annotation, molecular function: ferric-chelate reductase activity. Gene Ontology annotation, biological process: iron ion transport; intracellular iron ion homeostasis; copper ion import. Lineage: Eukaryota; Fungi; Ascomycota; Leotiomycetes; Helotiales; Pleuroascaceae.
AUGGGUGCUCCAUGGCUCGACUACCCGCUCAUGCUGCAUUCGUCCCGGAUGGACAUGUGCAAAUUGACUGCAGAGCAAUGUGCAUACCGCAAGGGACAUUGGCGAUACUGGUACCAAGCUGACCAUAUCUACGCGCUGAACACGGUCUACUUCUUCGUUGCUUUCAUCACUGUAUUUGCGGCUGCUCGUCUUGCAGUGAGAUUCUGCCCAUCAUGGCUGUCAAACAAUAGAUUAUGGCGGAAGGCAGUGAGCGCCUUCCGAUUUCUGUCAUACCGAGGAUUUGAAGUUAAAUUUCUUCGCUGGCGGUCACAAUCAAUCGGGGUCAUUCUAGUUGGGGUAGCUGGAGCUAUCUUUUUCUUAGGCAUGACUUUGGGACCUCAACCAUACUACUGGCCCAACACCAGAACUCUGAGCUAUGGAAAUUCGCCACCUAUCGCGACACGAACAGGAUGGAUACUCGGAACUAAGGCCAGCAUGAUCGCUUCGUUGACUGGCGUAUCGCACGAGAGAUUAAUUGUCUUCCACAAUUGGGUCGGGUGGGCCAUGAUGUUCUUGGGCCUCAUUCACACGUUCCCAUUCAUCAUAUUCCAUGUUUGGAAGGGCGAUAUGAUGCUUCAAUGGAGAACAAGUGUGGUUUACUGGACCGGUGUGGUCGCCUUGAUUGCUCAGGCCCACCUGACUUUCAUGUCAAUUCCCAUGAUACGUGAUUACUUUAUUGCAACUGGCGUUCUAUACACUGUAUCCUUCCUUUAUCGUCACCUUCGAACAUAUUGCGAACACGGCUUCAAACACCGCGCCCAAUUAUCCAUGGUGUCCGAAGACACCCUCAAAAUCACCAUCUCAACGAAUAUGCGGUGGAAAUCCGAUCAACACAUGUUCCUCCGUUUUAUGACACUUGGUAUCCACUCUUUCACCUCCCAUCCUUUCACAAUUUGCUCUCUGCCGAGCUCGAAACUGGUCUCCGAACCAUCGAAAUUGGUAUUCCUCGUUUCACCGAGGGGAGGAACCACAGGACGACUUGCGAGCCUUGCCAGAAAACAGCCGAAUAUUUCUGUUCCGGUCCUGCUUGACGGGCCUUAUGGAGGAUUAAAAAGCAAACACCUACAUGAAUUUGAUCAAAGUCUUGUCGUGGCUGGAGGAGGUGGUGCUGGAUUUACACUACCUUUUAUCCUGGAUUGGCUUCGUUCCCGUAAUAGGACAGUGAGUGGCGAAGACACGAAGCCGAAGAAACAAAUGGAUGUGGUUAUCGCUACCCGGGACUCGCAUCUUGUUAAAUGGUUCGCCGAGGAGCUUAAUGAAAUCUUGACAGAAUUCCCGGAACAAGCCAAUACGGACGGGCUGCGGAUCAAUGUGUUCUUAACCGGCCCAACAGACGCUUCAGAAAGUAGCACGAAUUCACUCGCCAUAGAGGAAGAAAAGGGUGCAAUCUCUUCAGCGAAGGAUACCCCGGAGGUAACAUCUCGUAUACAACUCAACGUAUCAACUGGACGACCAAAUCUUCAGUCGAUUGUGCAAACAACAACGCAAGACCCGGAGACGACUGUAGGGAUAUCUGUUUGUGGACCGGCAUCAAUGUUAGGUGAGGUGCAGAAUGAAGCAGCUGCUGCGCAGCUGAGAAUUCUGAACUCAAAGGAAGGCUCGAAGGAGGUUUAUUUGUACUCGGAGAUGUUCUCGUAA